CUCUGGAACACAAACGAUUUACUUACGUUAAUCUGCGCACAAAAUAUUUAAAAUAUUUCCUGUGUAUGGAGACUCUAUUUCCACAAUGCUUGAGUUCUACAUAUACUUAAUUUGUUUUGGAUUAGUUAUCAUAUUUGAUGAUAAAAAAUAACCUUCAUAUUACAUUUUGUCUACUUUUAUCUCACUUGACUUAUCAUAAAAAUGUUGCUGGUUUUGUUGAUGAUAACAUACAAGUUCAUCUUCCGACUGAGGGCUCAGACAUAAUAGUUUCAGAAGGAGAACAGGUUAUACUACCAUGCAAGACAAUUUUCUUUCUGAUUCGUUGAUAUCCUGGUAUAAAGAUGAUAACAAAAUUGCGGAAAACUUGACCUAUUCCUUUCGUCUACGGUUCGCUACACGUGAAGAUGCUGGAUAUUAUCACUGUAUUGUAAAAACUGCUUACGGUGGAGUCCGUAGUCGAAAAAUCAAAUUGGAGGUUGGCUAUCUUGAUCCUCCAUCUGAUGUGAAAUUACGUUCAUUCAUUGAAGUAACCUUGGGACAAGCUAUAGUAAUCUGGCCGGGUUCUGUGCAAACUGAACAACAAAAGCAAUCAUUUCCUACGGAUGGAGGGAGAGAACCAUGGAAACCGCCACUGAAUUCAAUAAAUGAAACACGUAAAACAACACUUUCUACAUAUUAUCUACAAGCGGUACCGUUUCCACAAGCUAUAUGGACAAUAAAUAACGCACCGCUGCCUAAUACACUGAAUAUUUUUGUAAGUCAGCUAGAACAAGCAAUAGUACUGCUCAAUAUUGAUCGAGAAAUGGACUCUAAGGUGAUAAGGGCCCGGUUAGUUAAUGGCUAUGGGAAUGCUAAUGACGGGGUAUUCAGUCAAACACACAUUAUUCAAGUCAAAGAUCCACCAGUAAAUAUGGCUAUGCAUUCACUAGAUCUUGUUUUACCACCGAAAGAUGCUUCGCUUGUUUUAAAAGAUGAUCACCCAGGAAUGGCUAUCUUUGAAUGUGUGUUCAAUGCAAGUACAGCAGUGUCCUUGAUUUUGAGUAAUUUGCAAACUGCAAAAUAUGAAAAUAAUAACUCAGAAAAGGUAUGUUAUGCAUUACAUACGCAAGUCUGUUUCAGUCUUUAUUUAUAUUUGCAUCUGAGUACUUGCGAUAAAUACAAUACAGUAGCUCUCAGGUUUCAUCUUUUAUUAAAGGUUAGGAUGGGUGGUACAUUCCCAGUUGAUGUAUUUUUGUAG
Molecule: messenger RNA, 1237 nt
Organism: Heterobilharzia americana
Lineage: Eukaryota; Metazoa; Platyhelminthes; Trematoda; Strigeidida; Schistosomatidae
Source: the annotation of a GenBank genome assembly